Messenger RNA from Stylophora pistillata, 2738 nucleotides. Its product is annotated as kelch-like protein 12. Gene Ontology annotation, molecular function: protein binding. The record is from RefSeq and is a predicted model, not a curated record. Lineage: Eukaryota; Metazoa; Cnidaria; Anthozoa; Scleractinia; Pocilloporidae.
UAUUAAGUAGAUCACGUUGGUUUGGUUACAAAUUGACUCUAAACUGUGACAAAUCCAAUAUAGCAGCAGAAGCUUAAGAGAUCGCGACAACUCAAACGAGAAGACGAGAUACAACAAUUAAGAUUGCGUGAGUGUAUUGGCCCUCAUCUUGCUCGUUUGUUUAGACGUAAUGGAUUUCGACCGCGUUCAUUCACAAGAAAGCUCUCCUCAACUCGACGACGAAACAUACAAGUUCGAGGCUGGUAGUAAGCAUGGAAUUAAAGCUCUUAUGAUGAUGGACGACUUAAGAAAACGUCAGCAGCUAUGCGAUGUUACGAUCUGCGUGGGAAACAAACAACUGCCCGUGCAUCGCAUAGUUUUAUCCUCAUUUAGUUGUUAUUUCCUCACCAUGUUUACCAGCGGUAUGGCCGAGAGCUAUGAGGAAAGUAUAACCAUUAACGAUGUCGAUUGUAGAGCUGUUGAACUUCUCAUCGAUUAUGCUUACACCGGAAAGCUCGAUAUCACAGUGGACACGGUUCAGUCUCUGCUCUUUGCAAGCUCAUUAUUUCAAGUGUCCGCAAUCCAGAAAGCUUGUUCAGAUUUUCUACAUCGACAACUUCACCCUUCAAAUUGUUUAGGGAUCCGUUCGUUUGCCGAUACACAUUCCUGCACUGGAUUGUUUAAAGCAUCGGAGAAAUACAUACACGAGCAUUUUAACGACGUAGUACAGAACGAAGAAUUUCUGCUUCUCCCUCCCAACGAGUUGGCCUUGUUGUUGACCUGUGAAGAUCUAAAUGUGAAUUCUGAGGAGGACGUGUACAACGCGUUGAUUGCAUGGGCGAGGGAAAAUGUUGAGGAGAGGCAAUCGUUCUUAGCUGAGCUUCUUGGAAAAGUUCGCCUGCCGUCGCUCUCACCUCACUUUCUAGUGGAUCAAGUGGAAAAAGAAGACCUUAUUCGUCAAGACAUCGCAUGCAGGAAUCUUUUAGACGAAGCAAAGAAUUUUCACAUGCUUCCCGAUAGGAGAAGCAAGCUCAGAGGUGAAAAAUCGCGACCAAGAAGAUCUACCUACGGAAGUUUAUACAGUGUUUGUGGAAUGGACUCGACAGGUCAUCCUGUGAAAACUGUGGAAAAGUAUGACUUCCACAGUGGCAAGGUGAAGUUGGUUACACCUGUCAACACUCCUCGCAGUGGAGUGGGUGUUGCUGUACUUGAUGGAAAGAUAUAUGCUGUAGGCGGUCAUGAUGGAACAACCUAUCUGAAUAGUGUGGAAUGCUAUGAUAUCAGGACAAAGCAAUGGAAGUAUGUUGCAUCCAUGGCUCAUCCGCGUCGUUAUGUUGCAGCCGCAGCCUUGGAUGGCCUUCUGUAUGCUGUCGGUGGCUAUGAUGGUUUUUCAGUUCUUGACUCUGUUGAAGUGUAUGAUCCCAGGCUGGACCAAUGGAAACCUGUUACUAAUAUGGCCAAUCCCAGAAGACAUGUUGCUGUGGGUGUUUUGGAUACAAAGGAUUCAAACAGAGACAGUUCUGAACCAGGGUAUCUGUAUGCUGUUGGCGGUCAUGAUGGAAUCAACUACUUAAAAACAGUAGAGAAGUACAACCCAGAGACAAAUGAAUGGACUUGUGUGGCAUCCAUGGGUGCACGGAGGGGUGGAGUGGGCGUGGCAACUCUUGGAGGAUGUUUGUAUGCUACUGGGGGCUAUGAUGGAGCCUCUAACCUGAAUACAUCGGAACGCUAUUACCCAGAGGAAGAUAGAUGGGCAUUUGUGGCUCCCAUGAGUGUAUGUCGCAGUGGACAUGGUGUAGGAGUUGUCAAUGGUUGUCUGUAUGCUCUGGGUGGCCACGAUGGAGUGUCGUACCGAAACAAAGUAGAAUACUUCAACCCUCAAGUUGGUGAAUGGACGGCUGUUGGCCUUAUGGGAAGUAGCAAAGCUGUUGCAGGUGUUGCUGUCUUAAAAGAAUACUAGACUCUUUGCCUUGAGUCAUUCAACUAUAUUUCAGAAAUUUUUGUUCUUCAUAAAUGAAAUGAAUUCAUCAUGCUAUGCAUGUGAUGUUUUGAGGAGAAAUUUAUUUUAUUAUUAAUUUAUGAAUAUUUCAUAAUUUAUGAAUAAUUUCACAUUCAUUUGGCACAUUUGCAAAGAUGAUGUGACCAUCAUUUAAAUGAUUUAGUAUCAUUUAGGAUUAACAACCCAUAGGUGAAGGGGGGGUAUUUCCAUUUUCAAUUGCCACUGUCAUUUUGUUUUAACCCUUCAGCUCUCAAGAUCUCAUAUUAGCAAUUCUCCUCACUGUUUGCUAAACAAUUCUUGUAAUAUUAGUUUGGAGAAUUUGGUAUUGGAUCAACUCACGAUCCCCUUGUUCAUAUUUUUCUCUAUUCUCUACACUCGUCUGCUUGAUAUUGUAUUGAAGUUGUAGGGAGAAAUUCUGUCUUGGUCACUCAUAGAAGCAAAAGGAUUAAUGCUCCACUAGCCUGGGAAGGGAACUUGUUGUGUAACAUUUAAAACUGCAUCUAUGAAGGAGACCAAAACAUUUACAGCCUAGUCAUGACUUACGCAGGUGUAAAAGAUUCUAAUCAGCACACACAAACAAGGAUUGGCUGCUGGGUAAACUAAGCAUUGAAAAGUUCCCUUUUUAAUAAUAGGUUUAGGUUUAUUCAAAAUUAUCAGUUCUAGAAGUCUGUUCUACUAACUUAAAACAGACUCCCCUAAACAGAUGUCAACAACUACCCGCCCAUACAAACGACUCAUUCACGACAUAAACAUCACAAAC